This is a messenger RNA of Apiotrichum porosum, 417 nucleotides long. RefSeq names its product cofilin (gene COF1). Gene Ontology annotation, cellular component: actin cytoskeleton; cytoplasm; actin cortical patch. Lineage: Eukaryota; Fungi; Basidiomycota; Tremellomycetes; Trichosporonales; Trichosporonaceae. Bases 1 to 417 code for a protein of 138 amino acids. The transcript is spliced from 5 exons. Gene Ontology annotation, molecular function: actin filament binding. The record is from RefSeq and is a predicted model, not a curated record. Gene Ontology annotation, biological process: actin filament severing; actin filament depolymerization; cell motility.
AUGUCGUCCGGUGUCCAGCCCGUCCCCGAGACCCUUGAGAAGUACCAGGAGCUCAAGACCGGCAAGAAGCUUGCCUACAUCAUCUACGGCGUGUCCGACGACAAGAAGUCGAUUGUUGUUCUCAAGACUUCCGAGUCGCGCGACUUUGAGGAGUUUGUCGCCGACCUCCCCGAGAAGGAGUGCAGGUGGGCCGUCUACGACUUCCAGUACGAGCUCCCCGGCGGUGAGGGUAUCCGCAACAAGCUCGUCUUUGUUCAGUGGUCGCCCGACGAUGCCAACGUCCGCAACAAGAUGAUCUACGCCUCGUCCAAGGACGCACUCCACCGCCGUCUCGAGGGUAUCCACAUCGACGUCCAGGCCACCGACUACUCGGAGAUCACCAAGGAGUCGAUCCUCGAGCGGGCCAACCGCCGUUAA